UUCACAUACGCACCAGUAAAGUCUGCAUCAUGCCAGAGCCUAAGAAAGCAGGAACAAAAGCAAAAGCCGGAGCGAAGGGGAAGGCGGCAGAGAAGGUUCCGGCCUAUGAAGCUAAUAUUCCGGAGCCCACCACCAGAGCUGAGCUUCUGAAACACUGGCUCCCUCUCACUCUGGAUGACAGGACGGCUCAGAAGAUGCUGUGGAUUUCGGAGGGGAGCACCAAAGUGACCCGCAAGGAGGAUGAGUCUGCGUGCCCUUACCCCAACAGGCCAGAGCGGUUCGAUCACUCACCGCAGGUGCUGUGCAAGGAGGGCCUCCUGGGCAUCCGAGGCUACUGGGAAGUGGAGUCUUCGGGGUGGGUGGUGAUCGGGGUCAUGUACGAGAGCGUGGGGCGCAAGGCCCAGGACGGGGCCACCGGCCUGGGGGAGAACGAGGUGUCCUGGGGGGUGGGCUGGGCCGGCACCUGCUACCACGUCUGGCACAACAGCGAGAACGUGGAGGUGCAGGCGCCCCUCACCCCCGUCAUCGGGGUCUACCUGGACCAGCCCGCCGGGGUGGUCAGCUUCUUCGCCGUGCAGGGGGAGGAGGGGCAGAAGGAGGCCAAGCUGCUCCACAGGUACAAGGUCUCCUUCAAAGAGCGCCUCCUCCCCGGCUUCUGGGUGGGGACAAACUCCUACUGCUGGAUCCAGAAGAGGGCGGAGUGA
Conger conger (European conger) is the source of this 704-nucleotide messenger RNA. RefSeq lists its product as uncharacterized. The transcript is spliced from 5 exons. The record is from RefSeq and is a predicted model, not a curated record. Bases 30 to 704 code for a protein of 224 amino acids. Gene Ontology annotation, molecular function: protein binding. Lineage: Eukaryota; Metazoa; Chordata; Actinopteri; Anguilliformes; Congridae.